This is a messenger RNA of Taeniopygia guttata (zebra finch), 5476 nucleotides long. It is a transcript of the gene RAB36, whose product is annotated as RAB36, member RAS oncogene family. The record is from RefSeq and is a predicted model, not a curated record. Gene Ontology annotation, molecular function: GTPase activity; GTP binding. NCBI's taxonomy places the organism in Eukaryota, Metazoa, Chordata, Aves, Passeriformes, Estrildidae.
GUGAGGGGACGGAGGUGCCGCCGUGAGGGGACGGAGGUGCCGCCGUGAGGUCCCGGAGUGGCGGCCGUUCUGCCUCGGUGUGCAGGCUCUGUCCUCACCCCGUGUUUUCAAAGUAGUUUUACUUGAACAAAAAUCAGGAAAAUUCAGAGCGAACAAAAUGGUGGUCGAGUUAAGGGUUAGAAAUACAGCCGGCAAGUGCCUUGGGGUAGAAGGGCUGAAGGGACCGCAGUAGUUUUGGACUAGGUUUUCUUUCCUAAUCUUCUCCAGAAUGUCACUAUGAACAGUUAGAAUGUGUAGUAAGGGUUUCCAUUAUUACUUAGUACUUCAGGGGAAGGUACACGGGAAGAACGGAUCAUUGCAAUGUUGUGGCACAAUUUAUCACAGUUCUGGAUUGUCAGAUGUUAUCUGGCAUCACGGAAAAAAACUCUGAACAGCUUGUGCUAUAAAAAGAUAGUGCAUAUAGUGAAGUCGUUGAGAUAUUUUUCAUUAUGUCUGAGUAACAAUUGUAAUAAUCAAAGUUCUUUGGAUUUUACAAAUCCAAAGUAAUACUGAUCAGCCGGAUUAAAAUGCAUCACAGGAAUAGGUUCUGGUUUGUUGAUCUUCAAAAUCCAUAAAAGAAAAAUUGCUACUUUAAAAAGGAAAGGAUUCAUUUUUCUGCAACAUUUUAGAGCUGAUUGUUUACUUUACAGGUGAUUUACCUGAAUUAGAUUAGACUUCCACUAUGUACUUGUAAAAAUUCACCUGAUAUCCAUAGGAAGAACAUGAACUUUUCUCAGUGGCAAAAGAGCAGGACCAAAUCAGAGACUUGUCCCUCAGUGUUACUUCUGCUUUUGGUGUGAGUUGUUCUGUCUUGUACUUCACUUUAGCUUGGAAUACUGAUUUUGUUAGUAGUCAUGAUGUUAACUUAUUUUAUGUAUGCCUUCUGAAUGCCUUCCUCACAUCUUUUGUCUAUCCACAGAAACUGCUGGCACUACUGUUCCUGCAGUGUCGAGAUAGAGAGGGUUGUAAUGCCAUGGAGACACUGUGUUCUCAUCCCUCCCUGGUGACUGAAUCCCCUUUCAGCUCUUUAAGAAGAGAAAAUAUGCAUAAUUCUCAGUAUUUUUAGCAGGUUUUUAUUUCUUAAAUUCUUUUCCUGUAAUGGUGUGUCUUACUUGUUGAUAUGGUAAAUUUGGAUAUGCUUAUGUGCAUGUGAGAUUUAGAUUAAAUACAUUAAGUAUAAGUGAAGAUGGCCUCUGAAUUUUGAAAUGUAUCUUUGUGGUUGCCCUGGUCCCUCCUGUACUUUGCAUUCACUGAGAUGGUUGACCUGUGGUUUUUGUAGUUUAGUUUGUAAAAGAGCUCUAGGAGAGGAGCAGUGAGUCAGUCUGUGUACACAUGACAGGUGUUUACCAGGCUUAGGAGGUGCUGAACUACGACUAGAACAUGCAGAAAGAAAGUUAGUGUUUGAAACCCUUACCAACUCAUGGAGUUUUUGUUUUCAGAACUAUACUAAUAGUUCUGACAUUUAAUUAAGACAUUAAUUGCUGUAAAAUCAUUCAAGCUGGCCAGAAGGGCAGGAGCACAGCAAAACAAGAGUCUAGAUCUCUCAAGUUUUAUAUGGUCACAAGUAGCCUAAGUAGAACUCUCCAUAUGAUAAUAGAUAAAUACUGUAAUGUCACCUUCUUUGGUGAAUAACCCAGCUACAAAUCUGGGUUCUUUGUGGGAAAGUGGCUGUCUUGGUACAGUUGAGAUCAUAUUUGUGCCUGAAGGGAUUUAAAAGCAAUUCCUCAUGGAGGAGAAUAAAACAUUAAUUCUAAGUAGUGGACUAGUUAUUCUCUAAAGCAUUAUUCUUUAUGCGUGCUUGUAAAACACAACUCUAGAGUUUUUUUCUUCUGUACUUGCUCACUGUUUAAAACUACUGGUCUACGUUGAUGUGCCCUUUAACCUUUUUAGUCUGCUGCAGAAGUGGGAGAGGCUUGUCUCCUGGUUCAAAACCUCUUCCAGCUUUAUCAAAUAUGACUGUUAGAAUGGAACAGCUUUAUUUUCUCCUGAAAGUUGAAAAUUUAAAUCCUAAUAAAAUACAUAAGCAAAAUCUUUUAGCAUCCUAAGUUGCACUCUGGCUUACUAAAUGCUGUCUAAAUUACUGAGUUAAUUGACAAUACCUAGGUAAUGAAAAAUGGCUAUGUAAUUCUUAUUCUUUGUCUUUGGUGUUUUUUUACAUUAGAAAGCAAGAUUAUUAAUGAGUAGAAAGAUAUUUAUAUAAUUCAGAAUGUCUCAUUAGUGGCAUGCGCAUUCUGACUUUAAAGCUGAGAUGAAGUCAAGUUGAAAUGCUGAAAAAAUCCCUUGGGAGUUUCUUUAUAAUUGCUGCUAUGCUUAAUAUUAGCACUGUGACAGUUCCCCACUCCAUUGGUUCCUUGUCUAAUAGGUUAAUCCUGCUCUUUGUAUCCAUGUAUACAACCAUAUUUGAAGAAAAUGGAACUAUUUCCUUAUCCAGGAUUAGGGACCAUUUGGUUUAUUGAGGAGCAGUUUCUGAUCAAAGGAAUCUGUAUGACCACUAAAACGAAUUUGUUGUUUUAAAACUACUGCUCUGUGUAUGGUUAAAUUACUCCAUCUCCGCCUUCCCGGUCUGUGGAAGAAGGGGAGGAAGGGAAUUGUUGCAAACCUGUUGCUAUGGCCACAGAGCAGGGCUGGGCUGCUUGUGCGGCUGGAAUCCUGCUGCAUCAGCUGCUGCUUGACUUUUAGAAUUUAACUGAACUUGGAGAAUGAAGUCCAACCUAAUGCAUUUGGUUCCCCCAGUGAGUAGAGGAAGAAUAAUCUCCCAGUUUCCCAAGUGGUACACACCUGAGGCCUGUCUGCAGUUUAAAGAGCACUUCCAUGCACAGGUCAGGACUGCUUGUCAGCAGAGCGCUGGAGCAGAUGGGCUGAAAAUAUCCAAAGUGGUUGUGGUAGGAGACCUGCAUGUUGGAAAAACAAGUCUUAUCAACAGAUUUUGUAAAGAUAAUUUUGACCGAGACUACAAGGCGACCAUUGGAGUAGAUUUUGAGAUUGAACGUUUUGAGAUAAUUGGAAUACCAUAUAACCUCCAGAUAUGGGACACAGCAGGUCAGGAGAAGUUCAAGUGCAUUGCAUCUGCUUACUACCGAGGAGCAGAGGUUAUAAUAACAGUGUUUGAUCUGGCUGAUAUCCAAACUUUGGAUCACACCAAGCAGUGGUUAGAAGAUGCAUUGAGAGAGAAUGAGCCAGAUUCUAGCUUCAUCUUUCUGGUUGGAACAAAAAAAGAUUUGGUGUCAGAUGCUGUGUGUGAAAGGACAGAGCUGGAUGCCAUCCGUUUUGCCAAGGAGAUGCAGGCAGAAUACUGGUCGGUUUCAGCCAAAACAGGAGAAAAUGUCAAAGAAUUCUUUUCCCGAGUUGCUGCUUUGGCCUUUGAACAGUCCGUGAUAAAGGAGCUGGAGAGCACCCCUGGGCACAGGACCCAAAUUAGGGCAGGAAAUCUCAUCAAGCUAAAGAAGAACAUUGUGGAAAUUCCAGAAGACAAUGCUCAAGUCAGCCUGAGUUGUUGCUAACUGUCAACUGUUUCUGCGAGUGCAACAGUGCUCUCAAACCAGAAACAGAGAGCUUUAAUUUUAGAAAUGAGGGAGGAAAAAUUUGCCCAAACUUUCUUGCUGAGAGUUCCCUUGCUGCUGCAGGCUCCCUGUGCUGGGGGGUACAAUAGUGAUGUAAACAUUUCUCUGUGUAGCUGAAACAUAGCAACCUUGUCUUAAUGCAAGAAGACAUUGCCAGUGCCAUGGGCUCACCUGUCUGCCAAAAAGGCUUGUAGUCAAAAAUGAUCUCAUUUUAGUGUGUAGUUUUUUGAUAAUUCUCUAGAAAUCUUAGCUAGUAAAGUGGCAUUCUCUCAUGGGAGCAGAAACAGGUGGCAGUUCAGAAUGAAGGGUGGUAUCAAUACAGUUUUGCCUUUUAAAACCAUCAUGCAAAAUAACUCUAAUUGCUUUUAUGCAUUCCAAGUAUUUUAAAACUAUUUGAAAAUAAAUCUUUUCAAGUAUCAGGCUUGGAAGUACACAAAUGCAGACUGCAUAGUUUCCACUGUGGUUUCUCCAUACAGGAAAAAUGUUUAUUACUUUUCAUUUUCCACUUGAGAAUCAGAGCCCAGUAUUAAACAUUUCCAAGCCUAAAAGAAGUGCAGGUAGGAACUUUGUUGUUUUAACACAGCUGUCUAUAUUUUGAAAAAUGUUGCCAGAUAAGACUGCUGUUCUUUUCCAUUCUCUUGAAUAAAAAAGAAUGGUCACACAGGUGCAUAAAAUGGAAAAUAUAUUAUUUCCCUCUAAUUUUUUCAAUAGUUCUCUGAACUCUAAUACUCUGUUGUAUCUAGCUUAGAAUUCCAUGUUUCUAGGAUUCAUAUCCAACAUGUCAGGCUUGCUGGCAUAAAAAAAUAUAUAAUGCUAUAAAUUUGAUAUUGCAAUUAUUUUAAAUGAAGAGAAGGAAAACCUAUGAACACUUCCAAGGUACUGUUUCUUAGGAUAUUGAUUCAAUCAUUGCAGAAACAACAGUAUCUUUAGAAAGAAUUCUAACAGGACUCAGAUUUGAGACGCUGAGAAAUAAAGACAUUUGUUAAGGAAGAGAUUCUUCAAUCUGAAAAUAUUCUGGAUUCUCUGCCAUUUUUCCCACUUCUAUAAGAAAUGGGAAAAAGUAGAGUAAAGAUAGCUUGAGCAUGCUUUUUAUUACUUUUUCCUUUUGACGUAAGUUAGAGCAGCUUCCUAGAAUAUGAUGAAUAGAGAUCUAGGAACUCUGUGUCUUUUUUUAUCAGACAGUCUUCACUUUGGCAAUUGUGCUGUCUGUUGGCAAGGACACAAAUGUAGCAUUUGGUGGAAAAAAUGAAUCUGUGAGGGUACAAAAGGAGCUCUUUAUCCAAAUGUAUAAUAUUUCGACCUUAUGAUGUUCUAUGCAGUUGUUAAAUUCCAGAGUCUGUUUCACAAGGGAGGUGAAUUUACACUGUGCUUAUACCACAGGCCUUGGCUGUGUGGACAUGGCCUUUGUGUUUCCUGAGCCUGAGUGAGAGUGGAGAUGGUUCACUCUGCUGCAGCAGGUCAGGUUAAGCUGGGCUUCAGUGCUGACAUGAGAGACAGUGAUUACACUGCAAAAUGACUCAGGAACAAAUCUAAGACAAGAUCCAUUUUUGGGUUUUUUGUUUGUUUGUUUGGUUUUUUGUUUGUUUUUUUUUUUUUUUCCUCGCCAAGAAAUAUAUCUCCUAAGGGUUUCUUCUGUUGCUGAGCUCAAUUAUUGUACAAAGUCACAGAGAUGCAAUCUCUUCAACAACAUGAUCAUGUUGCCUGGGAAAUCAACUGGGACAGUUUUUUCCUAGGGAUUCAGCACAUUGCACGAUGUCAUUACUGUUUUGUAUCAUCUGGAGCUCCAAAAACUUCACAUACAAAUGUAAUAGUCUAUCAAUCAUCAGCUAUCAUGGAACAAUAGCCUGAGUCUGUUUAUUAAAUGAUGGAUGCUUUGA